Messenger RNA from Vitis riparia (riverbank grape), 1256 nucleotides. Its product is annotated as plasmodesmata-located protein 3-like. Lineage: Eukaryota; Viridiplantae; Streptophyta; Magnoliopsida; Vitales; Vitaceae. The record is from RefSeq and is a predicted model, not a curated record. Gene Ontology annotation, cellular component: plasmodesma. The transcript is spliced from 3 exons. Bases 2 to 910 code for a protein of 302 amino acids. Gene Ontology annotation, biological process: transport of virus in multicellular host; plasmodesmata-mediated intercellular transport.
CAUGGACCUGUCAUCAAAACCCAUCUUUCUACCUUCCAUUGCAGUACUGCUUUUCUUUGCCUGUUCUGGGUUCUUGGUUCCACAUAUUGAAGCUGCUUCAGGCUACAGCAACUUAGUAUACAAUAGUUGUGCAAACCAGACACUUACAGAUCCCAUUGAGUCUUACUCCCAAACUCUCUCAUCACUUCUUGGAAUUCUUACUGCAAAAUCUCUGCAUUCCAGCUUCUUUAAGGGCAGUGUAGGCGAUCAUCACGCGGCCUUUUUCGGUCUCUUCCAGUGCAGAGGCGAUCUCAGUAAUGCCAACUGCUACAACUGCGUGAGCAGGCUUCCUGCACUGUCAAAGAGACUAUGUGGAGAAAGUUUGGGUGCUCGGGUUCAGCUUUCUGGGUGCUACAUACAGUAUGAGGCUGAUGGAGUUGCUGAGAAUUCUGAACCUGAGUUGCUGUACAAGUUGUGCAGUGAAACAGAAGCAAGAGGAAGUGGGUUUGAGGAGAUGAGGACUGAGGCUUUUGCCGCAGUUGAAAUGGGUGUGAAGAGCAGCGGCAAUAAUGGGUUCUAUCAAGAGACCAGUGGAGAGGUGAAUUUGAUGGCGCAGUGCCACAGGGAUUUGGAUAUCUGUGAGUGCGGUGAGUGCAUGACUAAUGCAGUGCAGGUGGCUCAGGAAGAAUGCAAAUCUUCAGUUUCAGGGCAAAUUUAUAUGGGCAAGUGCUCUUUGAGCUAUACCUUCUAUCCAAAUGGGAUACCGUCAACUAACUCACACCAUGGUAGAGGUCAUCAUGAGAAAGGGACGGAAACAAGUUCAGCAAAAAUGGCAGCAAUAGCGGUGGGAGCAGCAGCUGCCUUGUUUUUUGGAUUAUUUUUUUUAAAGCUCAUUAAGUCGUGGGUCAAGAAAGGUGAUGAUGAUUUCUGAAAGGCGAAGAGGAGAGCUUGGAAAGUGGCAUAAUUUUCUUUGUGGUGGGUGAGAGUUGUUGGAGAGAGAAUGGAGUAUUUAAUUUCUCAAAUUCGUACUUGUUGAGUGGAAAUUGAUCUUAUUAAUUAUUUUAAAAAAUAAAAUUGCAAGGUUAUUAUGUCAUAGAGCAAUUAUUUAGGAAAUAGAGAUAAGCAAAUGGAGAAGAUAUAUCAAGUCUAGCAUUUCCGUGAUUGGAUAGAUGCUAAAAUAUUGUAUGGGUGAUUUCAAUUUAAGUUUGAAGGAUUGUAAUUUGUAGUGAAUUGCAUUGGGGUUGAUAUUAGAAUUGAAAAUUUUGUUGAAAGCAGUA